AUGGAGCCUAUGGUCAUCAGAAUAUCUACAUCAACCUCGACUCUCCAGCUACAGAGAGCACUGCUCGCCACACACGGUGCGAGCACUGGGACCCGAAGACUGCGAUCUGUAUGUGCCCGAUGCCGCCGUCCAGUCGUCGCCAGAAGUCCAAAUGCAACACAUCCCUCACCACGGUCGUUCUCGACGGCACCGGUAUCAUGCCAGGCAAGGAAACCGCGACUACUCAACAUGACCUCUCCAGCAGUGUCUAUCCAGAAGAGGGGAGCUAUGGCACAGGCCGUCUCACAGGAGAUUGAAGAGGAUUACUAUCCUGAACAACCUGAACCUUCCCAGAACCCAGGUCCUAUUGAUAAGUACAAAGAACUUGUUAGUGAAGGGAAGCUUCGUGAUGAUGACCAUCAAAGAAAGAUUGUGGUCAAGCUCCAAGACUUGCAUGACCAACUCGUCAACUAUGACCCCCCUGUCGUGGUCCAUCCGCACAUCGAGCCACCGAAUCAGAAGAAAGGACUGCUGUCGUCCUUUUUUGGUGCCAGUAAGGACCCUAAGGCCGACCAGGACAAGCAUAGUCGGGAAGGUAAUGUCGUGUUCUCAUACGACACCUCGAUUGCCCCCAAGAUAUUCGACUUCUCCGGCCUUUUCCAGCCGAAAACGAUUAUCCCAAAGACAGAAUAUGACCCUGAAAACACCCCCCUUGGUCUUUAUCUUCAUGGCGAUGUCGGAUCAGGCAAGACCAUGCUCAUGAAUAUGUUUUACCUGACACUCCCACCGAACAUUCUCCGAAAAAAACGCAUACAUUUCAAUGCUUUCAUGCAGGACGUUCACCGGCGGAUGCACAGGGAAAAAAUGAAACAUGGGUCCUCGUUCGACGCACUGCCCUUUGUUGCCGCCGACCUUGCGGAAGAAGCGAGUGUGUUGUGCUUUGAUGAAUUCCAGUGUACUGACGUUGCCGACGCUAUGAUACUGCGACGGUUACUGGAGGAAAUGAUAUCACAUGGUGUCGUUAUGGUGGCAACAUCCAAUAGGCAUCCCAAUGACCUCUACAAAAACGGCAUUCAGCGGGAGUCUUUCGUCCCCUGCAUAAAGCUUCUUCAAACCCGACUCGAGGUGCUCAAUCUUGACUCGCCGACAGAUUAUCGCAAGAUAGCCCGCCCCGCAUCUGGUGUCUAUCACUUCGGACUCGACGACGCUGCAGUCGCGCACGCUAACAAGUGGUUUUCGUACCUUGGUGACCCCAAGGACCCCCCACACCCGGACACUAAAAUAAUAUGGGGGCGUGAAAUCAAAAUCCCAUUGGCUAGCGGGAGGGCUGCGAAAUUCGAUUUUCAAGAUAUCUGUGGCAAGCCAACAAGUGCGGCAGAUUAUCUCGAGUUGACAAGGCACUACGAUGCAUUUGUCGUAGAAAAUAUACCCUCAAUGGAUAUAAAUUCAAGAGACGUAGCACGAAGGUUCAUUACAUUUAUCGAUUCUAUAUACGAAGCAAAGGUUGCCACCAAACUGCCGGCAGCGGCGCUCGUUCUUACUUCAGAAGUCCCAAUCAGCCACAUAUUCAUUGCGAACAGAAAACUAGCCCACUCCAUGGACGGCCAACAAAAGAGCGACGACGCCCAAGGCCUCAGCCCCGCGAUGCGAAUGUUGAUGGAUGAUUUAGGCAUGAAUAUGGAUACCUUAAAAGAAAGCAGUAUUUUUACCGGCGACGAAGAAAAAUUUGCAUUUGCUCGGGCGUUAAGUAGAUUGAGUGAGAUGGCUAGUUCGUUUUGGAUUGAGAAUAGAGGUGACUAG
This is a messenger RNA of Orbilia oligospora ATCC 24927, 1779 nucleotides long. RefSeq lists its product as uncharacterized. Bases 1 to 1779 code for a protein of 592 amino acids. Gene Ontology annotation, biological process: protein quality control for misfolded or incompletely synthesized proteins. The transcript is spliced from 5 exons. NCBI's taxonomy places the organism in Eukaryota, Fungi, Ascomycota, Orbiliomycetes, Orbiliales, Orbiliaceae. Gene Ontology annotation, cellular component: mitochondrion; cytoplasm. The record is from RefSeq and is a predicted model, not a curated record. Gene Ontology annotation, molecular function: ATP hydrolysis activity; ATP binding.